AUGUUUUACAUUUUGAAAGGAACGGCACCUCCUCCGAGAUUUUUGAGGUCGAGGUACUUUAGGAAGAAGAAAUCACCUUCUAUUCCUCCAGAUGAAGAUAUUGAAAAUUUUAUGGAGAAGGUACAAAUUUUCGAGUUAAAUUCAUAA
Molecule: messenger RNA, 147 nt
Organism: Funneliformis geosporum
Lineage: Eukaryota; Fungi; Glomeromycota; Glomeromycetes; Glomerales; Glomeraceae
Source: the annotation of a GenBank genome assembly